UUCAGUGAAAAAUGUCGAUAGUUGCAUCAGAAGAAAAUGUGUUUUUACUGGACACGGAUCAACUUUAUAAGCUUGCUUUGACAUACUUUAAGGAGAACGAAGGGAGAAAUUUCCACGUUCAGUUUGACGAGAAGUUGUCUCUUGUAGCUCUGACUCAGCAGGCAAACCAUGGAAAUAUCAUUUCAGCAAACCUUCCUCCGCUGGGAACCCUGGAUGUUAUCGGGAAACAGAGACGAGCUGCCUGGGCUCUUUUAGGAGAUCUGGAUAAAAUUGAAGCAAAACACAGAUUUAUUGAGAAACUUCUCACCAUAGUGCCAGCCUUCCAACUUUAUAUUGAUCAAAAAGCAGCUGAAGAAAAAGAAAGAAAGGAAAGCGAGGAGGAGAAGAAUGGAGAAAUGUUGGUUAAGGAGAAGGAAAAACAGGAAGCAGAAGUUAGAAAACAGAAAGAGGAAAAAGAGCGAAGAAAUAUUCAGGAUAUAUUGAACAAGCAGACGUUUAGUCAGUUUAAAGUGUACGCAGAGCAGCAGUAUCCAGAUAAUCCAGACCAGCAAGCUGUUCUUAUUAAACAGCUGCAGGAACAGCAUUUCUACCAGUACAUGCAGCAGCUUCAUCAGCAGCAGGCUGUGUCAUCCCAAGACCAAGAAUCAGAAACCUCAAACCAAGGGGAGGAAUCAAAUCACGUGACCUGCGAGCAUGCGCAUGAACCGGAAGAACACUUACUCUGUAAUCAUGCGGCGCACGAGCUCGAGGGGUUAAUGCAUGGAGAAGACAAGGUUGAUGGACUGGAGAGAUCGGAACUAGAAACCAGUCUUUCUAAUCUUCAUUUACAUCAGGAGGUCCAGGAAAUCGAAGCCGAAGAAGCCUCUAUGUGGACUAGGAAGGAUAUAAAUGAGUUUAAAGAAACUAUCUCUAGGGAGGAAGGAGAUGCCAUAAUCAAGAUUGGACACGGAGAGACAGUGACUGUCCGUGUGCCGACUCACAAGGACGGUAAGAGUCUGUACUGGGAGUUUGCCACGGACGGAUACGAUGUAGGGUUCGGUCUGUUUUUUGAGUGGGUUGAGGCGGAGGAUACUCAGGUGACCGUGCAUAUAUCUGACAGCGAGGAUGAGGAGGAGGAGGAGGAUUUCGGAAGUGAUGAUGAGGAAGUAGGGAUUGGAGGAGAAGGAUUAGAUCCUGAGUCUGGGAAGAAGUCCUAUGUAGAUAACGGACCUCCCACAACAUGCAUUGUCCCGAUAUACAGACGGGAUUGCCACGAGGAAGUAUAUGCUGGUUCCCAUAACUAUCCGGCCCAAGGAGUUUAUCUUCUCAAGUUCGAUAAUACAUUCUCCUUGUGGAGAUCUAAAACAUUAUACUAUAGGGUGUACUAUACUAGAAAUUUGUCAAAUCUUCCAUUUUCAAUGUUAAACUUAAUUUAUCUCCCAUCUCCUCCAAAACUUCUAGUUGUAAAACCAUUUUUAAAACCUAAAUUAUUUAGCAUUCUCCCAAUUCAAUAUUGUCAAAUAUUAAAUGUAUUGUACAUAAAAUUGUUCCAAGUGAACAAACAUCUUUCAAUUAUUUAUACAAAUCUUACCCUGACAAGAGUUAUCAAAUUCUAGAAAAUUUAUAAAAUUUCGAGAGAAAAAGAAAAAAACUACUAGGAUGUUGACAGUAUGUAAAGUUUUGUAUUAUAAUUAUGUUAU
This is a messenger RNA of Eurytemora carolleeae, 1679 nucleotides long. Its product is annotated as Golgi resident protein GCP60. Bases 12 to 1595 code for a protein of 527 amino acids. Lineage: Eukaryota; Metazoa; Arthropoda; Copepoda; Calanoida; Temoridae. The record is from RefSeq and is a predicted model, not a curated record. Gene Ontology annotation, cellular component: Golgi membrane. Gene Ontology annotation, molecular function: fatty-acyl-CoA binding. The transcript is spliced from 14 exons.